Messenger RNA from Dunckerocampus dactyliophorus (ringed pipefish), 6324 nucleotides. It is a transcript of the gene mn1b, whose product is annotated as meningioma 1b. Bases 842 to 4501 code for a protein of 1219 amino acids. Gene Ontology annotation, biological process: regulation of DNA-templated transcription. NCBI's taxonomy places the organism in Eukaryota, Metazoa, Chordata, Actinopteri, Syngnathiformes, Syngnathidae. The record is from RefSeq and is a predicted model, not a curated record. The transcript has 2 exons.
GAUCCUCGCACACAGCCAAAUGCGACCGAGCCGAGGGUGUGUGUUCCAGUCAAUGUACUUCCAGCGCAUACACACACCUCAGCGCACAAGUCCGAAUCGGCGAGUCGUGCACGUUUAAGAGAACCAAAGGAACCAACAGACGCACCGCUUCUGAGCACAGCGAGGUGAAAGAUGCUGUCAAGCCGCUCCGUGCUUGUGGAGUGCGGGUAGUGCACGCCGCCCAGCCCCGGGACCAGGACGGAACCGGGAACAGUUCGUGCAUUGAGAGGAGAACAGUUGAUGGUGGACUUUACGCGAAGCUGGACGAUUUUUUUGGACAUCACAGUGUGUUUUUUCCCCCUUUUAAAGCCGCAAAGGUAGUUUAAAUAAUACAGCCCAACUUGGACUUUUUGUUAAUGCUGUUAUGGGACGUUAUGCAGUAAAGUUGCCGUGGGUGCUUUGACAUUGGACUGCAUUAACAAAUCACACGAUAGAAAUUAUCACAUAUAAAGUUAAAUUGUUUUAUUUCUCUUUUCAUGGUUUGCCAUGUUCACGCUGAGCCAGUGCGCACAAGAAACGUUGGGAUAUUAUUUGUCAGCCGUGCAGCAAGGUAAAUAACUAUUAUAAAUUAAUUUCCUUGAUCUAAACCUAGAUUGUGCACGUAAAAGAACAGGAAAGACACAGACUUGUCCUGAUUUUUUUAGUAGUAAAAAAAAAAAAGUGCUUAUUUUUGCAGAUAUUUAAGCUUCUUGAGUUAUAGUUUGCAUUUUUUUUUAAUUAGCCGUGCUUUUACAGAUAGACUGCUAAACAGUCUGCCCAAUGUCUGGCAAACUUGCCAUCAUGUGGGAUUAAUUGCAGUAGUAUGUUUGGUUCUCAGAUUAAUAGCAGAACCCCUGGGCAGCCAGAGAAAAACAAAAACCAAUCGAGACUGAACAUGGGCUCCCAUUAUAAAAGUACCAGUUUUCAUGCUGGAGGUCCUCCAGGAGCUGUGGAGCCCGGCAUGGGCCCGAUGAGUGACCCCCAAAUGCUCGGACUCAAUAUGAACAUGAAUGGAGAACAGUACGGAGGUUUUCACUCCCGGGGUCACUCGGACAUGCAUGCAAGCGGCGGACUUCAGCAGCAGCAAGGAGCCAUGCAUGGAUUCUUUAACAACCAGCAACCUCAUCAAGGACAUCCUCACAGCCAUCAACCUCACCCCCACCAACAUCAUCCUCACUUCAGUGGAAAUUUUGGAGGCCCAGAGCCAGGGUCAUCAUGCCUGCAUGGUGCCAGGCUAAUGGGCUACAAUAACAAUGCCAUGGGACCACAGCAGGGCUUUGGAGAGGGAUUUGAUCCUCUCACUGAGGGACAGGCGGGGGAUGGCUUUCCACAGCAGCAGCAGCAGCGACCUGCUAACAUGCCUGACUUCCAACAUCAUGGGCCUCCCAGUGGCAGCCAUGCUGUCCCUGCCCCCUGCCUACCCCUGGACCAGUCCCCUAACAGGGCAGCCUCUUUCCAUGGUCUGCCUUCAUCCUCCUCUUCCUCCUCCGAUUCUCACAGCCUGGAAAAUAGACGGAUGCCCAACCAGGGUGCUGUGGAGGGAUUAGAAUAUAACUUUCCUAGCGACCCCCCUUCCGGACACUUUGAUGUACCAGUAUUUUCACCAUCCGAGUCUGAAUCUCAACUACCCCAUUUUGGUCCGGGAAGGCCAGUUUCUGGUGGAAAUUUUCCAGGAAACCCUGGCAUGCCUCGUACACAGGGCAUGCAGGGCAUCUCCAAGGGACACCAACCUCCACCGCCCCAGCAGCCUCAACACGGAAUGUUUUUUGAGCGUUUUGGAAAUGGCCGGAAGGUGCCCGUGGGAAUGGACCCGGGGGUCAAUGCCAGACAUCCUCUCAUGCAACAACAACAACAGGGUGGUUUGAUAGCUAGACAAAACUCAUGCCCUCCUGGCCUCCCUCGACCCCCUCAGGCUGAGUCUGGCUCCACUAACCCGAACAUUCUGGAUGGAGGGGUCAUGAUGAGUGGCCAACACAAUCAGUUUGAAUAUCCCAUUCACAGACUAGAAAAUAGGGGUCUGCAUCCCUAUGGGGACCCCAUGUUUAAUAUGCAACAGCCAGCUCCUCUUCCCUCCCAACAGCCCCCAAAUCAAAGGCUACAACACUUUGACGCUCCUUAUAUGAACAUGGCAAAAAGGCCUCGAUUUGACUUUCCAAAUGCGCAUAGUGGUGAAGGCUGGUGUGGUGGCAUGGAGAAUCACCUCUCCCCCUCUUCCUACCCAGGACUGCCAGGAGAGUUCACCCCACCUGUGAAUGAAGGUUUCCCACCAGGUCCACUGCAGCACACAGGGCCUGAGCAGCAGUCUUUACAGCAGCGCCAGAAUGCAGCCAUGAUGAUAAAACAGAUGGCCUCUCGCAACCAGCAGCAGAGAAUGAGGCAGCCCAGUCUGCAGCAGCUUGGUCACCACGGUGAUGUGCCUCCCGGCCCAAUGGGUCAUGGAGGCCCAGUGGGGGGCAUGCCUCAGCCAAACUUUGACAGGGAGAAUGGAGGUAGAAUGGCCAGUGUUGAUGGACAAAAUCCACAUGUGAACCAGGAGAACUCCUGGUUUCAAGGGUCCCACCCUCCUGGGGAGAUGAUGUCACGGCGUCUGGGUGGAGCAGGCAAUGACUCAGGACCUCACGACAUGGGUCUACAGCAGAAUGGGCCUGGGAUGAUGUUUAGGCCAGGUAUGGGCAUGCAGGAUGGACACGUACAGGCCCUCCAUUCUCCAGGCAUGCACUCACAGUUCAGCGGGAACAUAGGCAACCUUUCACAAAUGCAGUCUCCAGGAGCAGGAGGAGGAACAGGACACCCGAAUGCACCAGCAGAAAGACGACCAGCGGACUUCCCUGCACCUCCGAUGGGAGCACAGCCACCGUUUCCCUAUGGAGGAGGAAAUCGUCAAGGGGCAGCUCACAAUGUACCCCAAGGGGUGAACACCUCACCAGGGAGCUACCCUCCUCAGUCUGAGUUCCCCUCAGGCCAGCGGUCGUCUGUUAGCAAGCUCGGUGCUCUGUCCCUUGGGAAUUUUAGCAAAACCAGUGCUAAAGACAGUGUUUUUGGCCAGAGCUGCCUGGCGGCCCUAUCUACGGCCUGCCAGAACAUGAUCGCAAGCCUAGGGGCUCCCAAUCUCAACGUAACAUUCAACAAGAAAAACCAAAAUGAGGGCAAGCGAAAAUUGAGUCAGACAGAGCAGGACAUUAAUAGCAGCACAUCUAAUGGGACUGGCAGUGCUGGGCCUGAGUAUUUUCAGAGCAGCACUUCUCAGAACAGCCAGCUGCCUGGCACUGGGAAUAGCAACUCAAAGCCUGCAAGUCAAAACCAGACGAUGCAGGGGGAAGCCAGUGCCCUCUCCCCAAAUUACAACAUGGACGCUACCCCGUGCAGUGAGGGGAAGGCAACAACAGGGAGCGGGAGAGGGAGAGGGAGGAGAAAAAGAGACAGUGGACAUGUGAGCCCUGGAAUUUUUUUUUCCUCUGAAAAUGGCAACCCUGUUGUGAGUCCAGGCCAGCAGACCCCUUCAGCUGGUGUUGGGGAGAGGGGUGGGGGCACGCCCCACGAGAAACACCUGUCACCCUCUUGGGGGAAAGGAGGUGAACUAAUGUUGGGGGACCAGGCUGACCUGAUGUCUUCUCUGGACAGUGGCAUUCAAAGUGUGGCCAAGUCUGACAGCAGCUCGCCACGAGUGGACUUUCCUGAUGAUGUCAGCGCCCACUUUGGCAACGAGGACGAGGUGUCCUCCAGUUCAGAUACGGGAGGCUCCUCGGCCAAUAAAUCUAACCGCAGCCCUAUGAUCAAUGGCUCACCCAAAAUGCAAAUAAAUGGACAGAAACCCAUAGGGAUGGGCAUUAACAAUCAUACUACCUCGACGCCGGACAGCUAUGGACUGAGUGCUGGUGGGGGAACAGGCAGCAGUGGUGUGAGCCACCCAGGUACACCUGGGGUGGAGCAGGUACGCACCCCAUCCAGCACCUCUGGUCAGGAUGAAAUUCACCCGCUGGAGAUUCUACAGGCCCAGAUCCAGCUGCAGAGGCAGCAGUUCAGCAUCUCUGAGGACCAGCCCCUGGCCAUGAAAAAUGGCAAAAAGAAUGGCGACUGUCCCUCGCAGAACGGAGACAACGAGCUGGCAAGCUGCAGCCCCGAUGCUGGGAAGGGCUCAAUGGGCACUAUUGACCUUGACACACUCAUGGCAGAGCAGCACGCCACCUGGUUCGUGCCCGGUGAUAAGGCCAUGAUGGACGGGCAGGAAGACGACAAGGCCAUGGGACCUUGGGAAAAAAACAAGAGCCAAAAUAAAGAAGAAUCCGAGCUGUCCCAGAGUAAGGCUGGAGCGGGGACCCCGGGGGCUGGCGGUGGCGGCGGAAACCACCUUCAGUGCCUGUCCGUUCACUGCACGGAUGAGCUUGGGGACAGUAAGGGCCGAGGAGGGCCUGUCUCUUCUUGGCGCUCUCUCCACUCUGAUAUUUCCAACCGAUUUGGGACAUUUGUGGCAGCACUGACUUGAACAAACAGCUGAGCCACCACAGAGGAAGAGGAUAAACUACGAAGGACAGUUAAGAGACAAAUAGCAAAGAAUGAUGAUUAUGAUGAUAAGAUGUCAGUGUGGAAACUGCAAGCACCUCUUGCCUGUUCAGGGAGAGAAAGACUCUCACACAUAAAUGCAAACACACACACACACACGCACACACACACAUCCAAAUACCAUGUUUUUGUCACAUGCAGUCACUCGCUCACACACUGCUGGACAAUACAGCGUGGGCUCUACUCAACCGAUCUGGAAAACCUCAAGUCUACAUAUACUAUUUUUUUCCUUUGCCUUUUUUUUUUGUUUUCAAGUAAGUAAAUGAUGAUGAGAUAGCAAAAGCAGAUACAUUCAGUUGCCAAUGGCUGUAAUUGUGUAGCAGUGUUGAAACGUGAUGUACUUGGCAGGCUGAUUACUUUUUUUUAAUUAUUAUUAUUUGUUACUGUUGAUAAAUAUGGCCUUUCUGCUCACCUCACUUAUACAUAGAGCUCUAAUGUAAAUAUACAGUAUAUGAACCUUCCAGUGUAAGCAGCUGUUUGUUGCCCAACUUUCAUUUGGAUUCAUCAUAAGUUUUUCACCCUCAAAUGAGCGGACGUCUUCAGUUGAAGAGGGGAUAAAUGCAGAAGCAUAACAGAAGAAUAUGAAUAUGCAUGAAUGUAUGUUAACAGUUGUUUUUUUUUGUGCAAAUACAACUAUUUGCCUCCAUGGCCAACCUUGUACCUGUUUCAUUUGCUGCUGUUCAUUUCAGAUAUACUUCCUCUUCUCUUCUCUUCUCUUCUCUUCUCUUCUCUUCUCUUCUCUUCUCUUCUCUUCUUGAUUUUAUUCAUGAGCUCAACCUUCUUAACAAUUCAGCCAAUGGGAACUGAAACUGAGGUCUUUGCAUAGUUUUAAUAAGGGAAUUGAAAAAAAAAAUGGCUAUUGGUAUUGCACAUGUAUAAUAAGAAAAAAAAAAUGCUGUGUGUUGGGCAAUCUUGUAAUCUUUAAAUAAUGCUUCCGUUGAAUUUGAAUUUCUGAAACAAUAGAUGGACUGUGACAGCAAUUUAUGAAUUGAUUUUUGUUUUUUGUUUACUUUUUUAAAAAAAUAAUAAGUAAAGUGCAGUCGUCUGUUUUCCUGCAUAUUGUAUAUAUCUGUAUAUGUUUUAUUGAGUAACUAAAUAACAAUAAAUAUGACGUUAAAGGUGGAGCUUUGUUGCUGGUCUCUCCAUUUGCCACUCAACAACAUGCGGUGUGUGUGCUGACACUUCCCUAUCAAAUAUUCAGCACUGUAGCGUAUCUGUAUAUGUAAACACCACGUGUGCCGUGAGUAUCCUGAGCCAAUGGGAAAAGUCUGCAGUAUAUUUAAAGUGACAGCUCUGACAGGGAAAUUGUCAGGUGACAGCAUGCAGGAACCUGUAAAAUAUAAAAAGCAGCAACAUAAGCGGUCCUUGCAGUAUGUGUAGCCUCUUAAUGGAUUAAGACUAAGAUGAUUAAUUCCGUGUACACGCGCUCACAACUCAUCUCAUUUCAUCCUCCGUCUUUUCUGAGAUUUCUACUCAACUUCCCAGCUUCUAAUAAAUCAGUUUUACCAACCAAUAGCUAUACUACAUUAUUUUUUUAUUUAUUCAUACAGGUCAUAAUUGAUCUUUAAAACUAUUUCAAUAGGCUAUCUAAAAUAUACUCACAUCCUCAACAACUUUUUAUUAUUAUUUUUAUUCCCCACCGCUGUUUAAAUUGCCCUUUUAAUUGUAAAACGUGAUAAUACACUUUUCUGCUUUAACAGUCAUCACACUGUUAAAGCCAGGAGUGUCAUUUUUAAAUGUAUGCAG